This is a messenger RNA of Symbiodinium pilosum, 804 nucleotides long. The record is from the annotation of a GenBank genome assembly. NCBI's taxonomy places the organism in Eukaryota, Dinophyceae, Suessiales, Symbiodiniaceae.
AUGGAUCCCCAAGCCGCCUGGCAGCCUUUGCUGGCUGCAAGAGUGCUGGACCAGAGGCAAGUGCCGCACGCCGUGAGGUCCAUUGGCCAGGCGACAAGCGCUCCUCGGAGAUCGCUGGCAGAUUUUGCCUCCCCAGCUGCUGGGCUGCUGGCUGCUAGCAAGAUCGUGUCAGCGCGCCGUGGGGCUGUGAAGCGACGGGCUACGGACAAGGCGACCGAGAAGUCCGGCCGGAGCAUUUGCAUCAGCCACGAGUUUACCUUGGAGAAGAGCCUCACAAAAGGCUCGUCAAGCUCAAUGGAUGCCUUCAUGCGAGAGAAUGCAGCUGAGGUGAGCCUGCAGAACUUGGAACGGAUUGUCCCCAAGGCUGACCAGCCAGAGAUCUUGCAAUGCUACAUGAAGCCCAAUGACAUCGGCCCUUACCGAUCACAGCUCAUGAUGGAGGUAAAGGUCGAGGUUGCUGCGGCUGGUGGCAAGUGCAACGUUCACAUCCUGGACAUGCACCCAGGAAACGUGGACAAGAAGACAGGGGAGGUCACUUUUGAUCCGCAGUACAAGAUGGACAUGGAGUCCGAGAACAUCAUUGAGUGGACUGAGAACGGACAAGGAGGUCUUGAGAUCGUCAACCAUGCUUGGUCCAAGUCGAGGAUGAACCUCCCAUGGUGGUUCCCCCUGCCGGAUGGCUUUGUUGAGAAGGCUGCCAAAUUGAUGACCGGGAAGGUGGUCAAAGAUGGCAUGGCCAAGGUUAAUGAGCAGAUUGAGGCCAAGUUUUCCACUUGGCUGGAGCAGGAGAAGGUAGACGCCUGA